UGAUAUUAACUUUCUUGCACCCAUCGUAACAAUGCCUUUCUUGCUUACCUACGCUUGCAUUGACUACUCCUACUUUGCUUUGGCUCAAACUUUUGACAUACAAGAGCAACGUGAAGAACGCUUCCGUAUACAAGCGUCAAGUCCCUCGUAUGAGACGCGUCGCUAUGGCUCAACGCAAUCACCUGGACAGGAUGGCAACGAUUUGGAUUUACUUUUCCCAGAUCGUGUACGCCAUAAAAACUUACAACAAACACCACAAAAUUCACCACAUCAUGUGCCUUCAAAUAUCACAUCAUCUAAUGCUGCUGCUAUAGCAGCUGCUGCAGCGGCAGCGGCGACGGCAGCCAAUCAUGAGACUGAACGCAAUCAUAUCCAACAACAACAGCAUCAACUCUACGGCAGCGAUACAAAUGGUGUUGCUUUUCGUGAUGGUUACAACAGCACAAAUGCAGCCGAAGCUGGCGCGCCAGAGCAGGCUGCCGAGGAUGAGGAGCCCAUAGCGCCUAUACGUCUGCCCAUACACUCGAAGACGAAGAACUGGUAUUCGCCGUUCUGCAAUCGUUGGGCCUCACUUAUGGGGACUUUCCUGAAGUUACUCGUGAUGUUGCUGGUCAACUGGUAUUACGCGCUCACCUGCUACUUGGUUGUGUUCAUUGUAUGGUUCUAUGUGGGCACAGCCAAUCCGGCCGUGAAACCGGGCUUAACAGCGGAAUUUAAUUUCUUUGCGUGGCUUAAGAGCGUUAUAUUCCGGUGUUUCGGUAAACGCAUACACCAGUACGAACAGGUUGUCGUAACGCCUACCUGCCCCGGCGUUGAUUUCUCGCCUACACAGCUCAAUGAAGAGAAUGCAGAUUUUUCGCAACGUAGUCGUUAUCAUCACUCAGCGGUGGUGGAAGGUCAUCUUAUUGAUGAUGUUUAAGAUGAAUUGAUAAAAGCAAUGCAGCGUACAAUAACAUUUAUAAAAAA
Molecule: messenger RNA, 966 nt
Organism: Rhagoletis pomonella (apple maggot)
Lineage: Eukaryota; Metazoa; Arthropoda; Insecta; Diptera; Tephritidae
Product: solute carrier family 12 member 8-like
Exons: 3
Coding region: 32-919 (295 amino acids)
Biological process (GO): chloride transmembrane transport; chloride ion homeostasis; potassium ion homeostasis
Cellular component (GO): membrane
Molecular function (GO): potassium:chloride symporter activity
Source: RefSeq, a predicted model, not a curated record